GGGUAGGGCCAAGUUUUCACUGGUGGAACAGUAUGCAUAUGAUUAAUAAAAACAAAGAAAUACAACUUGCUUACAAAGGGCCCGACGUAAAGGGUAAAGAAAAUAGAUUUUGGCAUCGCCAGGAUAAUGUAUACAAACUUUAAUAUGUCCUCAAAUGAUGUCUAAAACAUUUCUAAAAGUCUCUUUACUUGAGAUUAUUUUUCCAUUUUCUCUAGUCCAUCUCUAUGGAAGGAGGAGGCAAGGUUCUACACAUAGUGAUGUUCCCAUGGCUAGCCAUAGGCCAUCUCAGGCCGUUUCUUCGGCUAUCGAUAUGCCUAGCUCAAAAAGGCCAUCGGAUAUCCUUUAUUUCCACCCCUCGCAACCUGCAUAGAGCUGUUAAAGUACCUCAGGAUUUGUCCCACCUAAUCAACGUCAUCGCCUUUCCUUUGCCGGAGGUCGAGCACUUGCCGCCUCAUGCAGAGUCGUCCAUGGAUGUGCCCCAUGUCAAACAGCAGUUGUUGAAGGUGGCCUUUGAUCUGCUCCGGCCAUUAGUAAGUGAUUUUCUUGACAACGUUAGGCCUAAGCCGGACUGGAUUGUGUACGACUAUGCUUCCCACUGGCUGCCCAAACUUGCCGAAGAGAUGGGCAUUUCCCGCGCGUUUUUUAGUCUCUUUACUGCAGCUUUUAUGGCGUUUUUGGGAUCGCCAUCUGCGCUGAUGGACCAGAAAUACAGCAGGUCAACGGCUGCAGACUUCACCAUCGUGCCUGAGUGGAUACCUUUUCCAUCCGACAUGGCUUUUCGUCUUCAUGAGAUGUCCAAGAACAUGGAAAAAGAUGCAGAUGGCAAUGAGUACGACUCGGGCACAUCCGAUUCCAUCCGCUUCGGCCUUUCCAUAGAUGGCAGCGAAAUCGUGAUCUUCAGAUCAUGCGUUGAGUUCGAACCCGAGUGGUUCGAUCUUGUUCGCCAACUUUACCAGAAACCAGUCAUCCCAGUGGGCAUUCUGCCCGUGGAGGACGAAGAACAUGACAAUAACGAAGAAUGGCUAAAGAUCAAACAAUGGUUGGAUGCACAAAAAGAUGACUCAUUAGUCUAUGUUGCACUUGGAACUGAAGCUGCAUUGUCACAGACAGAAGCUCAGGAGUUGGCCCUUGGCUUAGAGCAAUGUGGUUUGCCCUUCUUCUGGGUGCUAAACAGAAACUAUCUCCCUGAGAUGCUUCCUGACGGAUUUCAGGACAGAGUUGCAAACCGGGGAAUGGUUUACACGGAAUGGGCACCACAGAUAAAGAUACUUAGUCAUCCAGCAGUAGGGGCAUUUUUGACUCACUGUGGCUGGAAUUCAGCUACAGAGGCGCUCGGCUUUGGACGAGUUUUGAUCUUGUUCCCUGUCAUGAAUGAUCAGGGACUGAAUGCUCGGCUUUUACAAGAGAAGAAAGUGGGAGUAGAGAUACCGAGGAACGAGAAAGAUGGAUCGUUCACGAGAGACUCAGUGUCUGAGACGGUGAGGUUAGUAUUGGUGAGUGAAGAGGGCAGGAAAGUGAGAGAGAACGCAAGAAAAAUGAAAGAGUUGUUUGGGGAUAAGAGUAGAAGCAGCUCUUAUGUUGACAGUUUAGUUCAACACAUGGUACAAACAAGGACUAGAUAGUCUCUAUUUGGGUUAAAUUUCAAUUUGAACAAGUACAAAAUGUGGACUUUUUCGGGAUAAAUGAGUAAAUAAUUAUACUAAAUAAUAUAGGAAAAUUGAACUGGGGUCUACACAAAUUUCAUAUUAACUAGACGAAUUAAAUAAAAAAUUAAUCACCCACCGGGCAACAGUAAUAUCUUGAGUUGGGAACUCUAAUUAUAUAAUUUGAUAUUAAAUUUUCAGUGCAUUUGUAUUUGAAGAUUUGUAAUAAUUGAAGCUACACUUUUCUCCUCUUUGUAUGUUCAUAAAUGCUACAAUGGUGUAUUCAAUACCAAUUUUAAUGAAAUAUUUAAAUUAAUAAUGUCUAUGUAGUUUACUGGAAAAGAUAGAAUUAGCUUAUUAGAUUUAAUGUGGAUUUCUUAGGAGAUGGAAUGUAUUUAUGGAAGGGGUGCUACAUUGAAUAGAUGAUUCAACCACGGAAACAGAAUCCAACACAUCAAUAUUCUACAAAGUCGAACUAGAAAGAGUUUUUAAUUGUUACUACAAGCACAAGCUUUCCCUAGAGAAAAGAGUAAGAUUGAGAGAUGAGUUUGCCCAAGAAUCACGAUCAUUUCUAGAUCCACUCAUUCUUCGAACAAACAUCAUCAGUAUCCGUGUACUGACCCUGAAACAUGUUUAUUGGCCCCAAGUCUACGGAAAAAUAAGAACUGAAGGAUACUCGCUAGCACUAAACCUUGAGAAUCCAAACGUACCUUAUGCACUUACUAACAGGUCCAGAUGUAAGAUCCAAUGUAGAUUGAAAGUAAUAUCAAGCAAGACAUGACAUUGAGACUGUAAAAGAUGCAAA
This is a messenger RNA of Sesamum indicum (sesame), 2448 nucleotides long. RefSeq names its product UDP-Glycosyltransferase superfamily protein. Gene Ontology annotation, molecular function: UDP-glucosyltransferase activity. NCBI's taxonomy places the organism in Eukaryota, Viridiplantae, Streptophyta, Magnoliopsida, Lamiales, Pedaliaceae. The record is from RefSeq and is a predicted model, not a curated record.